AUGUUAGACAGUUUAUUUGACGAUGUAAAACGCAUGAACAAGAGACAGUUUAUUUACCAAGUACUUAGUUUUGGUAUGAUAGUAUCGUCAGCUUUGAUGAUAUGGAAAGGUUUAAUGGUUGUAACGGGAAGCGAAAGCCCCAUUGUAGUGGUGCUCUCUGGAAGUAUGGAGCCCGCUUUUCAUAGAGGCGAUCUUCUAUUUCUAACAAACUACCCUGAUGAGCCCGUACGUGUUGGUGAGAUUGUAGUUUUCAAAGUUGAAGGCCGAGACAUUCCCAUUGUUCACAGAGUCCUAAAGCUUCAUGAAAAAAAUAAUGGAACUGUAAAGUUUCUUACAAAAGGUGAUAAUAACAGUGUGGAUGAUCGAGGCUUAUAUGCACAAGGCCAGCUUUGGCUAACUAAAAAAGAUGUAGUUGGUCGUACUAGAGGAUUCCUGCCAUAUGUUGGAAUGGUCACAAUUUAUAUGAAUGAAUAUCCUAAAUUUAAGUUUGCUGUAUUGGGAUGUUUGGCAAUCUAUGUGCUGGUGCAUAGAGAG
Messenger RNA from Brenthis ino (lesser marbled fritillary), 534 nucleotides. The record is from the annotation of a GenBank genome assembly. NCBI's taxonomy places the organism in Eukaryota, Metazoa, Arthropoda, Insecta, Lepidoptera, Nymphalidae.